CGGUCGCCCGAGCCGAGGUGUCCGGGGCCCGGGCCAUGGCCGGUGUCCGGGCCGGACGGGAGCGGCCGGGAGCGGACAGGACGGGCCCGGAGCGGACCGUGGAGGCCGGGGAGUCGGGGCAGAUGCUGGUGACGUUCGAUGACAUCACGGUGUACUUGCUCCAGGAGGAAUGGGUGCUGCUGGGCGAGCAGCAGAAGGAGAUCUGUGGGUCAGACAAGCUGGCGGCCCCCCUGGGCCCCCCCAUCGCCAAUCCGGAACUGUUCUGCAGACUCGAGCGAGGACCAGAGCCGUGGCUGGGUGAUCCACAGGCCCGGAGGAAGUCCUUAAACCUCCACUCAGGCAAGAGCAAGCGAGGGACCCCGGGGCACCCGGACGAGCCGGACGGUCCGGCCGACGAAGCCGACCCCCUCCGCCUCCCGCCCCGCAAGAAGGCCCGCGCCUCCCCGCUGGGCCCGGGGAGCGGGCCGGAGGAGCCGGAGGCGGCGGACCACUCCAGGAGGCCCCCGCGACCGCGGUCCAUCCAGAAGUCCUGGUUCGAGCAGUUUCCGUGGCUGCUGGCCAACACGGAGCAGACGGCGCUGUUCUGCUCGGCCUGCAGGGAGUACCCGGCCGUGAGGGACAAGCGCUCCCGCCUCAUCGUGGGCUACACCGGCCCCUUCAAGGUGGAGACCCUCAAGUACCACGCCAAGAGCAAGGCCCACAGGUUCUGCGUCAGCGCCCUGGCCGCCCGAGACCCCGUGUGGGCCGCCCGCUUCCGGGGGGUCCGGAACCUGGCCGGCGACCCCCUGCUCGGCCCGGAAUAUCUGUUCGCUGCCGACUACCCUCCGGGACCCGACCUCGACUGCCCCGCCGGGCUUCUGCAGAGCCCCCGGCCCGAGCCGGGGGACCCCCCCACAGACGGCCUGGUGCCCCCGCUCUUCCCGGACGGCGUGGCCGACCUGUGCCCCCAGGACGCCCUGGCGGACCUCCGAGACCCCUCGACCCUGAGCGUCCUGUUUGACGACCCCGCCGAGCCCUUCGGCCAGGGGCCGUCGGAGGAGGGGCCGUUGGAGGAUGUGCCGGUGGUGUUCGCGGAGCUGCCGGUGACGUUCGAGGACGUGGCGGUGUACUUCACCAGGGAGGAGUGGGGGAUGCUGGACAAGCGGCAGAAGGAGCUCUACCGGGACGUGAUGCGGGUCAAUUACGAGCUGCUGGCCUCGCUGGGGCCCGCCGCGGCUAAGCCGGAUCUGAUCUCGAAGCUGGAGCGCAGGGCCGCGCCCUGGAUCAAGGAUCCAAAUGGCCCCAAGUGGGGGAAAGGCCGCCCGCCAGGGAAGAAGAAGAAGAAGAUGGCAGCGGCCGCCGCAGCCCAGGAGGCGGCCGAGCAGGGGGCCGCCGAGGAAGCCCGGCCGCCCCCGGCCUCGCCGGAGGAGACCGGAGCUUCCCUCCCGCCCGCCGGGAGCGUCGACCCGGAAGGCGACGGGCCCGGGCGAGUCAAGAAGACGUACCGGCCCCGCUCGAUCCAGAAGUCGUGGUUCGGCCAGUUCUCGUGGCUGAUCACGGACCCGGAGGAGACCACGCUGUUCUGCUCGGUCUGCAAGGAGCGUCCGUCCCUCCACGACAAGUCCUCCCGGCUGGUCAAGGGCUACACGGGGCCUUUCAAGGUGGAGACGCUCAAGUACCACGAGGUCAGCAAAGCCCACAAGCUGUGCGUCAACACGGCCGAGGCCCGGGACACGGCCCCGCGAGCCUCCCCGGCCCCGGCCGCCCCGAGAUCUCCAGCGACCUGAUGGCCAACAUGGAGCACUUCUUCAACGCGGCCUACUCCAUCGCCUACCACUCGCGCCCGCUCAACGACUUCGAGAAGGUCCUGCA
Ornithorhynchus anatinus (platypus) is the source of this 1851-nucleotide messenger RNA. RefSeq names its product zinc finger protein 862 (gene ZNF862). NCBI's taxonomy places the organism in Eukaryota, Metazoa, Chordata, Mammalia, Monotremata, Ornithorhynchidae. The record is from RefSeq and is a predicted model, not a curated record. Gene Ontology annotation, biological process: regulation of DNA-templated transcription. Bases 36 to 1766 code for a protein of 576 amino acids. The transcript has 7 exons.